UCCUCGUCAACUAAGUUUCUUCACUCUCCACUUCAUAAUAUCAACUUCAUUCUAAACAAUUAGAAAGAACAAAUUAUACAUGUCUCCACAAACAUAAAGAAUAUUAAUUGUUUAAGGAAAAUAUAUUAUUUAGAAUAUUAAAUAUACCAGGAAAAUAAUUAUAUGUGUGUGGGCGGGUACCCAUAGGUCGGGUUUACCUAAACCCAAAUCCAACCCGACCCGGUGAAUAGUGUAGCAGGUUUAAACCCGAACCCGGCCCAAAACCCGUCAACACGGAUUUUACCCGCGUUGACCGGGUUGGGUCGGGUGGGUACCCGUGGGUUCGGGUUUUGUUGCCAUCCUUAGUUGGUAUUGUUGUCCAGUCUCGAGGUCUCAGAACUUCCCGAAUUCAGGUCUAUUAACUAGUCCAUCUUAUUGAACCUCUUAGCACAUGUAGUCAAAUAUAAUUUGUGUUUGUCUUGUGUAAUGUAUAAUUGUAAAAUGAUGUUACAUGAAUCUUAGAUAAUAAACAUUAUUCUUCCGUAAUAUUUAUAGAACUGGUAUACAUAAACCUUAUGUAAUAGAUGAUCCUUUUACGAGUUGAUUAUUAACCCUACAUUCCCCAUUGUGAAAGUUUAAGUAACACAUACAAUUUAGGGCAAUGUCUAUUUUUUACCCAAACCUUUUUCAGAUUCUUUUAUUUUAACCAAACCUAUUGAAUUCCUAAAAAUUAUCCAAAUGUUAACUCUCCGUCAAUUUUUCUGUUAGUAAUGCUAACUAAGUAUGACCAUAAUGAGUUGACUACCUACGUGGGGUCAGAAUACCAUCAUUUACUAUUUUUAAUAAAAAGAUUAUAAAAAAAAAACAAAAUCCCACUCCUCACGUGAACGAAAUAAGUAACGGUAACAGAAUGAAUGCCCAGACUUUGAUAAAUUAUAAUACGUUUGGAUAAUAAAUAGAAUUUCUAUAGAUUUAGUUAAAAUAAAAGAAUCUGAAAAAGGUUUGGGUAAAAAAUAGACAUUACCCUACAAUUUAACAAUUGCAUAAGAAAUGGGUUGUCAUUUCGUAACAUUUACAUAAUAUAUUUGUUCUUUCCAAAAAAAUAAAAAUAUAAUACAUUUGUAGUAGAUGUAAACAAGACACAAUUCCAUAAACGAAAUUCAGUUUGACGUAAACCGUCAUGAACAUUACAAAAAUCUUAACGUAAAACAUCUGGAAAUUCAUUUUUACGUAAACAUUGAGAAAUGACUGUUACUACGAAAAGAUAGUGAAAUGUUUUUUACCAUUAAAAAUAGUUGGCUAGCUAGCAUAUAAUAGAUGCUACCAAAUUCAUAAAUAAAAAAAAUUGCUAUAGCAAGCAAUUUCUCACACAGCUUCUUCUUUGACUAACGACCAAUCAUCAUCUACAAUCCAAAACAUACCAACUUAAUCAGUGCAAAUAAGCUCCGCACAAUACUCCAAAAAUAAAAACUCUGUUCCCUUCAUUCAUUUCAGUACUCGGUUGUAAUUUCCUGAUAACAAGCGGUUCCACGUGCAUGUCCAUCAAUUUGCUCUGCUUAAGCAGACAACCACAGAACAAGAGCACCAUUAAACAAAACCCAGCUGGGAAAUUUCCCCCCUGCUGCUGCUGCUGCUGCUUCCCCUUCAGAUCCACAAAUUCCCUUUGUCUCAGAGCUAUAUAACUGCCCUCAGAAGCCAUCAACUUUCAUUCCACAACUACUCCACUCGAAGAAAUGGCUGGAUCCUUCCUUAUUAUGUGCCUCAUCCUCGUAGAAGCUUUAGUGGGUCUGGCCAUGGCCAGUGAAAAAAAUGUUCAAACUUUGGUCCAAUCCAACUCUGUUGAAGCACCAUCACCAAAUAGAAAACUUGGGAAUCAUGGCCCAUCCAUGGCGCCAAGUUAUGAUCAAGAGGGAGAGAGGAGUCAUGGUGGAAAUGGAAAUGGAAAUGGAAUUGGCAGUUCUUCCUCUGUCGUUGAUUUGGAGCAUAGGCAUCACCGUUCAGUGGAUAAAUCGGUGGCCGGCGGUGGAGUGAUUCUUGGGGGGCUGGCUACCAUGUUUUUGCUGGCGGUCUUCUGUUACAUUAGAGCUACAGGAAGAGAUCAUAAAUCUGAAACUAGCAGCAAUGCCUGAUUUCCAUUCCAUACUCUGUUUUUUUUUUUGGGGGGGGGGGGGGGGGGGGGGGGGGGGGGUACUACUGCUUUGUUAAAUAUUAUCUUUUUUUGUGUGGGUAGGUAAUGAAUAGAACAGAGGAGCUCGCUUUGAUGAGGGGGUUCCCUUGUUCAUGUUUGAAACUGUAAAUUUAUUUAAGAGUUGGAUUCUUAUCUAGUACAUAAACUAAUUUCAUUUUACUUGAAAGAAACCGAUCGCUAUCAAGUAGGAUAGCAAUGUUGACAUGUGACUCGAUCUAUUCGACUCGGUAUGUUCGGAUAUUACUAGUGUAUGAUAGUGUGCGUGAGUUUUAUUUCUCCAUUGUACUUUUUUGGCUAUGUUCUCGAUAUGUAUGCUAUCUGGAAUAUCGCUAAUAUUUGCACAUAUUUAUAAGGAUUGUCAAAAGUGUUCUAUAUCGGUUGGUAUGAGUGGAAAAAGCAAUGUGGGUUACUAAUAUGGGAAUCAUCCUUUAAAUAUUCAGAAAAUCGCCCGGCGACAAGUUCAUCAACUGUUAACCGCCUAAACUGCCAUACCCGUUUGACAUAUUUUUGGGUGACCCAUUGAUAAUGUUGUAGCGUACUAUCAAAUUUACUAAAUAUUUGAAGGGUAUUUAGAUCGUAUUAACUUAGCAUUUCUAACGUUCGACUACUCAAAAUUGCAUGAAUUAUUCGAUCACAAUAAACCAAUUUGAAAGCUAUUAAUAAAACUUGAAUUAAUUAUAGAGCAAGGAAAGCGAUAAAUUGUCUAGUAACAUGAAUCGGAACAGGCGAUUGCCCGGACCAUGUGACCCCAGGUUCGAUGGAUCGACAAUUCCUUAGAGAGGGUUGAAUGCAUAUGUGAUUCUUCAACGGAAAAUACCUAACUGAUAGGCUACAAGAAGCCUACGAUUUCUCCAUUAAUGCAUCACAUAGUCUAAUCAAUUGAAGAUUGUGUCAAUUUGUAUACGAUAAGGAAAAGAACAUGAGGAUUUAACGUGGUUUCCCUGAUGAUUAGGACUAGUCCACGAGAGAUAUAGAACUCUCCAAGGGUAAACUCUUAUUCGCGUUAGGGUUUUUCUGGUUACAUGCUACGUAUUUAUACAUACAAAGGCGGCUGGCUAAUUACAACUAAGUACACAAAGUAACAUAUUUCAACACCCUCCCUCAAAUUGAUGUUGGGUACGUAACAUCAAUUUGGAUGAGAGGAACCAAUGUCUACUCGACGCCAACGCCUUUGUCAAGAUGCCUGCAGUCUGGUCCUCUGUAGAAAGGUAACCAACUUGUAUCAUACCUUCCGCGAUCAGUUGUCUAAUAUAAUGGAGAUGUACCUCAAUAUGCUUCGUCCUGUCAUGCAACACCGGAUUUAUAGCAAUCUGUAUCGCACUGGUAGUAUCUCCAUAUAUCCUCAUUGGCCGACGACAGGUCAUGUCUAGUUCCCCAAGUAACCGAUGUAACCACUCCAUCUCUGAGCUCACCUCAGACAUAGAUCGAUACUCUGCCUCUGUCGAGGAGUUCAACACUCGGUCUUGCUUCCGACACCUCCACAAAAUGAACGACCUUCCUACCCGUAUACACCAUCCCAAAGUAGACCUUCUAGUAUCUUACACCCAUCCCGAAGUAGAACUUCUAGAAAAUAUCUAUUGUUUCCAAAUGACGUUGGGGUGAUUGGUCCACAGAGAUCAGCAUGAACAAGCUCAAGCGGUGCUUUAGCUCGUGACAGGAACUCCUUUGAAAAACUUGCCCUGAAUUGCUUCACAACAAAGAAUCAUUCACACAACUAAUCAGGAUGAUUGAUCACGGGCCGACCAUGCUCUAUCUUCUUAUGAUUCAGUAACUUUAGGCCUUAAAAUUUAGAUUGCCAUACCUCAGAUGCCAUAGCCAUGUAGUGUCCUUCACACAUGCUUUCAAGCACUUCGCCAUUUCAGUCUAAAUGUUUGGCGUGACCAUUCUAUUUCUCGAAAAGGCUAUUGUCCUUGAUACAACAACCUUCUCUGUUCUGGGCGGUGAUUGCUGUCCUCAGACGGAUCUGGCGAACUCGUAACUGGGUUGUCUUUGAAGGCAAGCAGUUUGGGAUCCCAGCCUUAAUGCGCCAGUUUAACCAGCAAUAUGAGGAGUGGAUGAGCCUGCCGGUGGAUAGGGUUCUUCUGUCUUCCUCCCCGUUGAUACAACGCUUGGGUCCUGUGGGGCCUAACAUGGUUAUUUGUAUGUGGGAUGGGGCAGUAUGGAGUGAAUCACAUUCGGCAGGCAGGAUGGUCAUUAUGAACCCUGCUAGUGAGGUCCUUUUGGUGAAGAGGGAUCAAUUUCUGUUGAUAGAUGAUCCUAGGGGUGGAAGUUUGGGUUGCGGGUUGUGGAUAAUCCGCAAACCACACCAACCCGCACUCAUUGUGGGUAACCAUACCCACAAGUUGUGGGUAGUGGGUUGGGUGUGGGUAGUAAAAUAACAAUUUUUGUGGUUAGUGGUUAUCCACUACCCACCGCGGUUAACCCACAAAAUUCACAAUAACCACACUAAUUAUAUUUAUUUAGUGAAUUAACUUUAUAAUAUAAUAGUAUGUGAAAA
Molecule: messenger RNA, 4664 nt
Organism: Linum trigynum
Lineage: Eukaryota; Viridiplantae; Streptophyta; Magnoliopsida; Malpighiales; Linaceae
Source: the annotation of a GenBank genome assembly